Syngnathus acus (greater pipefish) is the source of this 1451-nucleotide messenger RNA. It is a transcript of the gene aqp4, whose product is annotated as aquaporin 4. Gene Ontology annotation, biological process: transmembrane transport. Gene Ontology annotation, molecular function: water channel activity. The transcript has 5 exons. The coding region runs from base 88 to 1056 and encodes 322 amino acids. Lineage: Eukaryota; Metazoa; Chordata; Actinopteri; Syngnathiformes; Syngnathidae. The record is from RefSeq and is a predicted model, not a curated record. Gene Ontology annotation, cellular component: plasma membrane; basolateral plasma membrane.
UCAUGACCAACAUGUGUUAAAAAGCUGACUCCCUGCUCCUCCCUGACUCCUCCCAACUUGCUCAGGCAUUAGAAUUUGUGAGAGGUGAUGCCAGACGUGCAAUCCCAAGGCACAAGAAACGGAGCACGUUCGAAUGACAGAGUGGCCAUCAGCUCUGCACAACCUGCUACUGCUGCGACAAUGUCGGGAGUGGAACAAUUAAAGACCAAGGAAUUUUGGAGGGCCGUAGGUGGCGAAUUUGUAGCCAUGCUCAUGUUUGUGUUCCUCGGCGUUGCCUGCACCAUCGAUUGGGCGUCAGCUCCAGCAAAGAGCAAUAGUACAGCGAGCUGUCCGACCCAGUCGGACCGCACGGUCCUCAUUUCGCUGUGCUUCGGCUUGUCCAUUGCCAUGCUGGUUCGGUGGUUUGGCCCCAUCAGCGGCGGACACAUCAACCCGGCCGUCACGUUGGCGAUGGUCGUGACCAGGAAAGUGACCAUCAUCAAGGGGGUGUUCUACCUGCUGGCCCAGUUAGUCGGUGCAGUCGCAGGUGGCGGGAUCGUGCGCCUCUUCUCGCCCUCCUACUUCCGGGAGAACCUGGGCGUCACCGGGUUGGGUAAAGAUGUCUCGGGACCAAUCGGCCUACUGGUGGAGCUUGUCUUAACGUUCCAGCUGGUCUUCACCAUAUUUGCCUCAUGCGACCCCAAACAAACCGACCUGGGCGGAUCCCCUGCCGUGGCCAUCGGCACGUCCGUAACGAUUGGUCACUUAGUUGGGAUUCCUUUCACAGGAGCCAGCAUGAACCCCGCUCGUUCCUUCGGCCCAUCGGUGAUCGCGAUUAAUUUUAAGGAUCAUUGGGUUUACUGGGCGGGACCCUUCCUGGGCGCCAUCAUCGCCGCACCCCUGUACGAGCUCAUCUUCUACCCAUCUUCCGGCAAACCGAGUCCAGGGCGGGUGAUUCCCAAGGAGCAAAUGGGGGCCUUCAAGGAUGGGAUGGGCUCCAUGCAGCCGGUCAAGAGGAAGAGGAGAACGGAGCGAAAAGACCCGCCGCCAACGAGAGAAGUGCUGUCCACUGUAUGACAAUCCAAUGCACCGGAGAGCAAACUUUAGGACAGAAUUUGGUUUUGGACAGUUUUUGGCUUUCAGCUCGAGCCACCCCCGCCACCCCCUUUCUCCUUAUACCUCCCAUGCCUUCAGAUAAUUCCUCCUUGAAUGCGUUUUCAGGGUUUGUGCACUGAACAAUUUCGAUGACAUGUAGCUUUGCUAGCAGCAGAGAGACAGUUUGCAAACCCUGAAAAUUCUCUCCAAAAGCGCUGAAAAACAAAAAAUGUAUAUGACAAUAGGCUGAGAAACCUUGAGUUAUUAAUUCUUGCAGUACAGAACGUCCCUCAAAUGAACGAGAUCGUGUAAUUUUGCUAAUCCAAUCAAUGACGCCAUUGACCGAUGUGCAAAUUACGACAUACCGAUGACUGGCU